Molecule: messenger RNA, 943 nt
Organism: Agrilus planipennis (emerald ash borer)
Lineage: Eukaryota; Metazoa; Arthropoda; Insecta; Coleoptera; Buprestidae
Product: N-terminal Xaa-Pro-Lys N-methyltransferase 1
Exons: 2
Coding region: 167-901 (244 amino acids)
Biological process (GO): N-terminal protein amino acid methylation
Cellular component (GO): cytoplasm
Molecular function (GO): N-terminal protein N-methyltransferase activity
Source: RefSeq, a predicted model, not a curated record
UUUAUCUGAAACGAUUGAAAAAGGGGGCGCCACUAUCAUAUUUCAGCCAUAUUUCUGCCCAGUUUGAAAAAAAUCGUAGAUUCGGGGCUGGGAGACACUUCCCUUUAUUAAAUCGCCUGUCUUUGCUCUUUUUAAAAAUUAAUGAAGCUAUUUUAAAAUUUCGGCUAUGGAUUCUGAUACUGAAAAAGUUGAAAGUUAUGGGGAUCCUAUUUCAAGUAUUGUAACUCAACAGGAAAAUUUGCUAGAUGAAUGGUAUUUGAAAGCAGAGAAAUAUUGGUCUGAAAUUCCUGCAACAGUUGAUGGUGUUUUGGGUGGUUUUGGUUUUAUUUCUCAAAUCGACAUUCAUGAGUCGAAAAAGUUCCUUCAACAAAUUCUUAAAAUGAAAAAUGCUCCAAAGACGGAACAUGCAUUAGACUGUGGUGCUGGCAUUGGUAGAAUAACAAAAUGUCUUUUAAGUCAUGUCUUUGAAAAAGUGGAUUUAGUUGAACAAAACCCUCAAUUUUUGGAGGCAUUUAAAAAUAAUAUAGAGCCAGAGAUAUCUCUAAAAAUUGAAAACAUUUUCUGUUGCGGGCUACAAAAUUUUACACCAAAAGAAGAGUUUUAUGAUGUUAUAUGGAUUCAAUGGGUUUUAGGACAUUUAACAGACACACACUUUGUUAAGUUUUUAACUGAUUGCAGCAAAGGUCUUAAAAGUAAUGGUGUUAUUAUUAUUAAAGAAAAUGUGACAUCUUCAGGUGAUGUCGAGAUAGACAGUGAAGAAUCUUCAGUAACUCGACCACUAUCAGUAUUAAAGGACCUGUUUUCUAAAGCAGGCCUUAACUGCAUAGUAUCAUGUAAACAAAAAAAUUUUCCAAAAGGACUUUACAGUGUUUACAUGUUUGCCCUAAAAUAUAUUUAUUAAAUAAUGAUAAUACUAAAUAAAUUAUUACUUCUAAAAAUAAAA